AUGAUGGUCCCUGCCCGUUUGAUGUGGCUUGCCCAUGUCCUGCCAGCUGCUGCUCUUACUAUCACUUCGCCGCAGACGACCCCUGCCGCCGUGGCGUCUACUUCUACUUUGACGAGCUGCGGAUCCGGAAACUUGAUUGAGAAUGGCUCUUUCGAUGAUACUGAUAUUGAAUCUGGGGCUACGUGGACAGUCCUUCCUGGUGGAAGUGUCCAGAACGGUUACUUACACUUGAACUCGGAACAAGUCAGCUCACAGACUGUCAUGCACCAUGCCAUCUCCGGUGCGCUCAGCGGACAGGUUUACAAGUUCUCUAUGGAUUACCGCCAGACAGCUGGCCCCAAUGGCCUAGCGUCUACUUGUGAUGUGGAGAUCAUGCUCAAUGGCGCUACUGUUGAUGACAGUACGCAUUCGAUUAAUCCGGAGUUCGUGACCAUCUCGAAGGAGUGGACUGCUGAUGGUUCGGAUGUUGAUGUUAUGAUCCUGAUUGAGUGUCCUAAUGCUGAUGCCUCGUCGACUGUUGUCGAUGUUGAUAAUAUUGUUCUAGAGGGUGUUUGCUCUUCGGCUUCAUCUUCUUCGGUGGCUGUUUCGACUCCUGUUGCCUCUAGUGUGCCUGUUUCGACGCCUGGUUCUCCGUCUGCGUCUUCUUCUGCGUCACCUAGCUCCCACGGCUCUGAAUCGUCAAGCAGCGCCAGUGCUGGUGUAUCCAGCAGUCCAGUUGCUUCCCCAUCCGCUGAGCCCAGCUCCAACGGAUCCUCGUCGAGCGGAAUUAAUACCACCCCGGUUUCUGUCCCUUCGUCCUCCCCUUCAUCUUCCGUCCAUAUCACCGUCACCGGACCUGCAAACACUGCCUCUAGCAGUGAUGUCCAGUCCUCCGGCGCCGGCCAGGCUACACCCACCCAGGUCACCUCCUCCCCUGCCGGAACUCCUACCCAGGAUAUGACCACCUCCACUGUGUUUGAGACCCGUACUGAGACAAUCACCGCUUGCCCUUCGACUGUGACCGACUGCCCUGCCACCGACAACACUACUUACAUUACCACAGAGACAAUCCUAGUCUCCACAACCGUCUGCCCGGUCGCCGAGAGCAGCACCACAACCACCGCUGCUGUGGACGCGCACACUACUGGCGCAGCUGGUAACGGCAACGGCAAUGGAAACGGUAAUGGUAGUGGUAGUGGCAACGGCGAGGUCUACACUACUUCAACAAUCCUCUCAACAAGAACUGUAACCGUAACCGAAUGCCCAGCCACUGUCACCGACUGCCCAGCCCGCGACAAGACGACACACGUUAAGACCGAGACCCUCGUUGCCGGAACUACUACUGUCCCCGUUGGUAUUAACACUGCUGUAUCGGCUUCGACUACGACUGCUAUUGGUGCUGCUCACACUUCAUCGGUUCCUGUUGCUACUACUACCGUUAUUGUUGGUACUGAGACUAGGACUUCGACGGUCUUCUCUGUUGUUACUGUUACCGGUCCAGCUACCGGUGGUGCUAGCAGUGCUAUUGAGACUGGUGUUUCUGGAUCUGGAUCUGGCUCGGGUGCCGGUGCUGGUUCGAAUGAGUUGACUGUUUCGACUUCCUCAACAGCUAAGGUCUCGCCCAUCGCCUCACCAUCCGGUGCUGCCGGUGUCGGUGCUAGUGCCGGUUCUAGCUCUAGCGCUGAUGCCGGUACCACCGCCAGCACCACUGCUAGCAGCAGCCCAUCGCCUGUAUUCAACGGCGCCUCGUCGCGUACCAUCUCCGGUGCUGUCUGUGCCCUUGGCGCUGUUGCUGCCUUUGCUCUUUUCCUUUGA
Molecule: messenger RNA, 1794 nt
Organism: Penicillium canescens
Lineage: Eukaryota; Fungi; Ascomycota; Eurotiomycetes; Eurotiales; Aspergillaceae
Exons: 2
Coding region: 1-1794 (597 amino acids)
Source: RefSeq, a predicted model, not a curated record